Molecule: messenger RNA, 1449 nt
Organism: Myotis myotis
Lineage: Eukaryota; Metazoa; Chordata; Mammalia; Chiroptera; Vespertilionidae
Product: tripartite motif-containing protein 60-like
Exons: 1
Coding region: 76-1449 (457 amino acids)
Molecular function (GO): zinc ion binding; protein binding
Source: RefSeq, a predicted model, not a curated record
UUCUCACUUUUCCUCACACCUGGAGGAUCACCCUGACUGAAGAGAGUAUCUUGGGUCAGAUACCUUCACUGCACAAUGGAGUCUGCAGCCUCCCUGGCCGAGCUCCAGGCAGAGGCCAGCUGCCCCAUCUGCCUGGAUUACCUGAGAGACCCAGUGACCAUUGAAUGUGGGCACACCUUCUGUCACUCCUGCAUCCACCAGCGCUGGGAAGAUCUACCGGGCACCUUUCCAUGUCCUGUCUGCCUCUAUCACUGCCCUGACAAGAACUUAAAGAGGAACACCCAAUUAUGUCACAUUAUUGAAGUUGUUAAGCAGAUUCCCACCACAGGGAACGAGAGGAAAUUGCAGGAAGAAAAACCCCUGUGUGGGAAGCACAAUGAAGUUUUAACACUUUUUUGUGACAGCGCCGAGGAGAUGUUAUGUCCUCGUUGCAAGGUCCCCUUAGACCACCAGGAUCAGUCCCUGAUACCCAUUGAGGAAGCUGCUUCGAGUUGCAGGAAGAAGCUCAAAAGAUACAUUGGGGCACUGUUGGUGGAGGUUGAAGAUGCUGAAACGGAAUAUGAAAACCAAGUUGCAAAAGAAUUUGAAGUGCAGAAAAAGGUGGAAAAAUGGAGGAAAGAAUUGCAGUAUGAAUGUAAAGAACUGAAGUGUUCCUUACAAAUAGAGCAUGAUGUAUUUAAUGCUGGUCUACUUAUAGAAGAGAAGGAUGUUGAAGAAAAACUAACUGAAAAUGGAAGGCAAAUUUCAAACCAUAUGUUCAUGCUAAAUAAUCUUUUAAGUGAAAUAGCAGAGAAAUAUUUACAGGCAGAUGUGGAUUUACUCACAGGUAUUGAAGAUAUCCACAAUAGGUAUGAAAAGCUAGAGACCCCAGCAGUCUUUUCAUAUAAAUUAAAGAAGGAGAGUUGCAAUCUCCCCCCACAUUAUUUGGGCCUGUAUAAAAUGAUCAGCACAUUUCAGGUAGAUUUGACACUGGAUCCUGAAACUGCCCAUCCAAGUCUCAUUAUCUCAAGAGAUAGAAAAAGUGUGACAUAUAGGACACCAGAUGGUCUUCCUAAUCCCCAGGCACUUACUUCUUACCCAGCUGUCCUGAGUUCUGAGGGAUUUGAUGCUGGCAGGCACUUUUGGCAGGUAGAAGUAAGAGGCACAGGUGAAUGGUCCUUAGGUGUGUGUAAAGAAUCUUGCCUCAUAAAUAGUCUGAUAUCACCAUCCCCAAGCAAUAGCUGCAGGCACAUUGAUCUUUGCGCUAGUAUAUGUGGAACAUGCCCUAGAGGACAUAUCAUGCGGGUUGGUAUUUUUCUGGACUAUGAGUUGGGAGAUGUUUCAUUUUAUAAUUUGAAUAACGGUUCAUACUUGUAUGGAUUCAGUGGCAAGUUUAAAGAAAAACUUAUGCCUUAUUUCUCUAGUGCACCUUCGUCAAAAUCUCUUACAUUCAUUAUCAGAGAUGAAUGA